Messenger RNA from Cavenderia fasciculata, 1071 nucleotides. RefSeq lists its product as uncharacterized. Lineage: Eukaryota; Evosea; Eumycetozoa; Acytosteliales; Cavenderiaceae. The record is from RefSeq and is a predicted model, not a curated record. The transcript is spliced from 2 exons. Bases 1 to 1071 code for a protein of 356 amino acids. Gene Ontology annotation, molecular function: O-methyltransferase activity.
AUGGAUAAUAACUCAACUCAACAACAAAUAUUAAUAGAUAAGGAUUAUUACAAAAGACAAAUAGAGUUGAUUGAAAUCACUCAAGGAGCAUAUCGAGCACGUUGUCUUGAAUUGGUGACCAGACUCAAUCUUGCUGCAUUGUUGGUAGAUGAAAAACCACAUACUGUUGAUGAAUUGGCUGAAAAGAUGAAUGUCGAUGCUACAACAUUACAUAAGAUAAUGCGCGCACUUUCUACCAUUGGAGUAUUCAAACACCACGAUCAAGUAGAUGGUGUGUCAUCUAGAAUAUUCUCUCAAUCGGAUUUGUCGAGAAUGUUGAAUGACUCUUGCACCAAGGAUGCCAUUCUAUUCAAAGGUGGUGAUUGUUUGUACAAUGGUUGGAAUGAUAUUGGAGAAACACUCAAAACUGGAAAAGCAAGUGUAUGUCGCAGUUCUCUUGGAAAGGGGUAUUCUACUAUAUGGGAAUACCUAUGGGAUAAUCCAACGGAAUUAUCUCUCUUUGAAAGAGGAAUGACUGGAUUAACAACUCCACUCUUACCAUAUUUCCUUGAUAUGGCUGACUUUUCAAAGUUUAAACUUGUCGUUGAUUUAGGUGGUUCUCAAGGAAUAAUGAUACAAGAAAUAUUAAAAGCAAAUAAAAAUAUUGAAAAGGGAAUUAAUUUUGAUGUUCAAGAAACGAUUGAUAACAAUAAAAAGUUGGAUCGAUCAAAAGUAGAUACAAGAUUUAGUGAGGUGGUUGGAUCAUUUUUUGAAGAGGUUCCAGUUGCCGAUUGUUACACAAUGUGUAAAGUCAUUCAUGAUUGGGAUGCUCACGAUUCAAAAAGAAUUUUAGAAACUAUUGGUAAAUCAAUCAACAAAAAUGGAAAGGUCUACAUCUUUGACUUGAUCCUCGAAAAGGAUAGAGACUUUUAUACCUAUAGAACUUGGAUGGAUAUUGACUUGUGGCAUGGUUGUAAUGGUAGACAACGUACUGAAAAGGAAUACAGAGAUUUGGCUGCAUCUGCAGGUUUCAAAGUUGAUGCUUUUGUCAAAGAUUAUUUAAUUAUUAUGUCAAAGAUUGAAAGCAAUUAA